GCGGGGCGUGCUGCAUGAGGAGGGCUGUGCACCACGUCCUAUAGGAUUUUCCCCCUUCCAAUCUGCGUCCUCCUGCUCGACGUGUCACGUGGAAAACCACACAGCGACGAGCCCGGCGAGAUUCGGAGACUGCUCGGCGGCUGCCACGAUUUGAGCAGAGCCCGAUGGCCGCGCUGCUGAGCCGCGCACGGUGGCUCCUGGUGGAGCACCCGGCCGUGUCCUCCUUCCGCUGGCAGCCGGGCCACACCCUCGGCGCGACCCCGUCCUUCACCGCGGCCGUCAUCUGCGGCUACCUCGCCGCGGUGCUCCUCCUCCACCGCCUCAUCCUGCCACUCCUCCCGCCGCUCCCGCCGCGGGCGCUCCGCGCGGCCUCUGCGGCCCACAACGCGGUCCUCCUGGCGCUCUCCGCCGCCAUGGCCGCCGGGUGCGCGCUCUCCACGGUCGCCACGGCGCCCUCGCCGCAGUGGGCGUGGCCAUUCUGCUUCCCGCCCGGCGGCGCCACGGAGGCGUCGGGCCCGGUCUUCUUCUGGGCGCACGUGUUCUACCUCUCCAAGGUGUACGAGCUCGGCGACACGCUGCUCAUCCUCCUGGGCCGCCGCCCGCUCACGCUGCUCCACGUCUACCACCACGCCGUCGUCAUCGCCAUGUGCUACCUCUGGCUCGCCACGAGGCAGUCCCUGAUGCCCAUCGCGCUCGUCACCAAUGCCGGCGUGCACGUCGUCAUGUACGCCUACUACCUCAGCUGCAGCGUCGGCUGGCGCUGGCCGCGGCGGUGGAAGCGGGCCGUCACGGAGCUGCAGAUCGUGCAGUUCCUCUUCAGCUUCGCGGCGUCAGUGGUGAUGCUGUGGCUCCACUUCGCUCGCGGCGGGUGCGAGGGGGUGGCAGGGUGGGUGUUCAACGCCGUCUUCAACGCGUCGCUUCUCGCGCUCUUCCUCGACUUCCACGGCGCCGCCUACGCCGCCGCCAAGGGCAAGAAGAGCGCCAACAAGGGGAAAGCAGAGUGAUAGGUCAACAGCGGAAGAAGUGAGCUUACUACUCAUGACAUUAUUAUGGACUAAUGAUUUUAAACUCCUGUUGCAAUGUAGUGUUUUUCUGUAAUAUUCUGAUUUGAUUCUUUAUUUUCACCCAAACAAAUUGGUUAUGCUGCAAAAACAUUUGUGGCAAUUGGUAUCAGCGAAUCGUUUA
This is a messenger RNA of Phragmites australis (common reed), 1185 nucleotides long. Its product is annotated as elongation of fatty acids protein 3-like. The coding region runs from base 165 to 1004 and encodes 279 amino acids. Gene Ontology annotation, biological process: sphingolipid biosynthetic process; fatty acid elongation, polyunsaturated fatty acid; fatty acid elongation, saturated fatty acid. The record is from RefSeq and is a predicted model, not a curated record. The transcript has a single exon. Lineage: Eukaryota; Viridiplantae; Streptophyta; Magnoliopsida; Poales; Poaceae. Gene Ontology annotation, cellular component: endoplasmic reticulum membrane. Gene Ontology annotation, molecular function: fatty acid elongase activity.